AUCAAUCUUCCCAUGAACACAUCUCAACUAGACCAUCUCCGACCGCUGCUACCCUGCCCGCGCGUCGACGACUCUUUUGCUCGCUUUUCCGCAACUAACUACGACCCUACAUAUCGUUGCUUCGCCUCAUCUGGUUGCGCCUAAAUACCUUGUCUCGAAAGACUUCGCCAUGACUUCCAUCAACGCCAAACCCUCCUUGAAGCUCAAUACGAGCCAGCAGGACAUGCCUCCUCCGUCCACCAUCGCCGCAACUCCUGCGACUGAAAAUCCACGGCCGAUUCUGAAGCUUAACACAAGCUCGAGGCAAUCGUCUUUCAGCGGCGAUCUACUCCCUACGCCUUCUACAGAGAAGAAGAUCAAGAUCAAGAUCAAUAGCCAACCGGGUACACCGGCGCCGACCAUCGCCUCCCAGACUCCUAGUGCUAUGAAGACAAAGGCUGGGCGCACCUCCAAACCAACGGCAAAACUCGCAGAUUCCAAGAAACGCGGCUACGAUAGUGACGAAGAUACGCCGCUUUCGGUCUCCCGGGCUGAAUCCCGCCCAAGCAAGACUAUCAAACUCACCCAUAAAACCACACAUAAAAUAAAACCCUCUCCCGCUACCCCCCAUUCAGUCAGUACACCUAUCAACGCAAUCAGAUUUAAACCCAAAGGAGAGCCCAUUACCCACAGGCCCGGUGACGCGUAUGACUCCGAGGCUAGUGAUCGCGAACAGGAUCCCCAGCGCGAGAGUAACUUCAUACUCCGGGUUAUGGAUGGUGAACCUGCGCAGUAUCUGAAAAAGGCAUUGACUGAUGGUACAAUCGGCCAACCAAAAGCCAACGGCGGUGCAGAUUUUUCUGUGCAAUUUGUUGACAGCAGAGAACGUCGAGCGAUGGUGACCAUCAACGGCAUCAACUAUGCAGCUGUCUUAGUCCAGCUCCCAACAAUUACUGAGGCUAUGAAGACUUGGGAUCGCCGAAGCAUGAUGAAGAACUCAGAUGUAACCGAGAUGUUACUGUGUUUUGCCGUGGUUAGCAGCGAGCUGGAAGCUAGAACAAGCCAGUUGCCACCUAUGGUAAUGAAGAACGAACUCAAGUGGCCCCAUGGCAUCACACCUCCCAUGCAUGAUGCGCCAAACCGGCGAUUCAGGAAGACGUUGUCGGAGAAACAGUGGGAGCGUACACAAAACCUAGUGGCCAAACUCCUAGAAGACGAUGCGGCGGCAGAGGAAGUUCGAACGGAUUUAAUCAUGGACGAGGAUGGUUACCCUACUGAUGAUGAGGAGGAUGCUGAAGGCGAACUUGAGGUGGACGAUUAUUUUGGCGAUCAGACGCAACAAGAUAUGGAAAUGGAUGCCGAAGCGGAAUUGGAAGAAGAAGAUCUAUUAAGAGAAUUUUUGGCCGACGACGAAGAGCUUGGUGGUGCUACACCUGCGACACAACUAGAGGCGCCUACACCUAUGACUAAUGGUGCAACUACACCUAUGCCUCUGCAAGAAGAACAGGUCUCUGAAGAAGAUGAAGAGGAGGAAGAAGAUGUUUCUGAUGAAGACGAUGAUGAUGACGAGGAUGACGACGAGGGCGGCCACGACCGAGAACGCAAGCAACAGCUCAGUCAGCUUCACGAGCUCCAGAAGCAACUAGAGGAGCUUGAGGAGAAACUCAAGACUACAGCAAUGCCGCUCAUCAUCAAACGUCUCACUUCAAGUAUUGAGAGCACCAAGAAGGAGAUUAGCGUCAAGAAAGCCGCUCUUGGUUUAACAGAAGAGGACUAGGAGAUCUUCGUGGCCGAGCAGAAGCGUACUGAAGCGUUAGAGAAUCUUAGGGGGAUAC
Xylaria bambusicola is the source of this 1814-nucleotide messenger RNA. RefSeq lists its product as uncharacterized. The coding region runs from base 170 to 1756 and encodes 528 amino acids. Gene Ontology annotation, molecular function: RNA polymerase II general transcription initiation factor activity. The record is from RefSeq and is a predicted model, not a curated record. Gene Ontology annotation, biological process: RNA polymerase II preinitiation complex assembly; transcription initiation at RNA polymerase II promoter. The transcript has a single exon. Gene Ontology annotation, cellular component: transcription factor TFIID complex. NCBI's taxonomy places the organism in Eukaryota, Fungi, Ascomycota, Sordariomycetes, Xylariales, Xylariaceae.